Arabidopsis arenosa is the source of this 1342-nucleotide messenger RNA. Lineage: Eukaryota; Viridiplantae; Streptophyta; Magnoliopsida; Brassicales; Brassicaceae. The record is from the annotation of a GenBank genome assembly.
AUCUUCAAACCCAUCCCUGUUUCACUUUUGCAGAUUUUUUUUCUGGGGAAUUUUCUUUUGUUGGUUGGUUCUGAAAAACUGUAAAUGGCUGACUCAGUGCCAGAGUUAGGUCAAGUCGCCGGCGGAGGUUUACAGGUUUUCUCUGUCGACGCCGAGUGCAUCAAGCAGCGUGUCGACGAGGUUUUACAGUGGGUUGAUUCGCUUGAGCAUAAACUGAAAGAAGUAGAGGAGUUUUACUCGAGCGUUGGUGUCUCAAACUCUGGCUCUAUUGUUAAAGAUACAGAAAAAGGGAGACAUGUUGUGGGGAUUAGGAAGAUUCAACAAGAGGCGGCACGUAGAGAAGCUGUUGCUGCUAAAAGAAUGCAGGAUCUUAUGCGUCAAUUUGGAACAAUCUUUCGUCAGAUAACUCAGCAUAAGUGCGCAUGGCCAUUUAUGCAUCCUGUCAAUGUAGAAGGUCUUGGUUUGCAUGACUACUUUGAGGUUAUUGACAAGCCCAUGGACUUCAGCACGAUAAAGAAUCAAAUGGAGGCUAAGGAUGGUACCGGGUACAAACAUGUCCUGCAAAUAUAUGCUGAUAUGCGGCUAGUGUUUGAGAACGCAAUGAAUUAUAAUGAAGAAACAAGUGAUGUUUACUCUAUGGCGAAAAAGUUACUGGAAAAGUUUGAGGAGAAAUGGGCACACUUUCUUCCAAAGGUUCAAGAAGAGGAGAAAAUACGGGAGGAAGAGGAUAAGCAAGCAGCAACAGAGGCGCUGCUAGCAAAGGAAGCAUCUCAUAUCAAAACAACUAGAGAAUUGGGCAACGAGAUUUGCCAUGCUAAUGACGAGCUGGAGAAGCUAAUGCGUAAAGUUGUGGAAAGAUGCAGGAAAAUUACAAUUGAGGAGAAGCGUAAUAUUGGGUUGGCAUUAUUAAAAUUGUCUCCGGAUGAUAUACAGAAAGUGUUGGGUAUAGUUGCUCAGGCUGACCCUAGCUUCCAACCUAGAGCAGAGGAAGUGAGUAUUGAGAUGGACAUACUGGAUGAACCAACACUAUGGAGGCUAAAGUUCUUUGUGAAGGAUGCGUUGGAUAAUGCAAUGAAGAAGAAGAAAGAGGAAGAGACAAAGACUGGAGCUUUGAAUGGGACACAAAAGAAAGAGGUUUCAAACAAACGAAAUGCGAAUAACAAGUUAGCUGAGAGAAAAACAAAGCGGUCACGUGUAUGAAACCACAAUUGCUCAUGAGUAGAGAAGACCUGAACAUGUUCAAUGAGAUUGAUCUCCUUUGUAUAUACGUUUUUGUAGUAGUCGUUCUAGUGCGUGGUUAACAUUGACAAAUGCAAUCUAUAAAUAAAGCUUUCGUCUUUAU